Caenorhabditis auriculariae is the source of this 1247-nucleotide messenger RNA. Lineage: Eukaryota; Metazoa; Nematoda; Chromadorea; Rhabditida; Rhabditidae. The record is from the annotation of a GenBank genome assembly.
AUGGGCGGUGUGCCCCCGUUAAGACCUGAACUCGAAUGGCUGUUCCCCAAAGAGGUUUCGGUUGAAAAUUCAGAAUUUUUGAUGAAAAAUGAGAUGAAACUUCAUUUUUGUUUUGCUUCAAGCUCUUUAAGAAAAGCUUAGAAAAGCUCUGAAAAGCUCAAAUUUUUGAAAAACUGAAAAAAUUAGAAAAUACACACACAUUGAAACAAGCUGCGGAAUUUUAGGUCUAAACGGAGCAAAUCCGACCCUUUGAGCCAUUCCAAUUGCGGCCCGCGAAAAAUGAAGUUUACCCCAAUUAAAUCGCUCACCUAGUUCCCAUGACAGCUAUUCGAAACGCAAUCAGUGCGUGUCUUUUUUUGAUUUCUGGGCCAAAUCAAUUAACAUGCAACAACUUUCACAGGAGAUCAAAAAAGGCAAAACCAAGGCUGAGAAGGCCCUUUUUUCAUCCUCGAACGUAGGAAUUUGGAAAGUCCUCCAAGGUUAUUUAGAAAUGAGUUAACAACGGGGUUCUGUGACAGAGUAAGCAAAAAAAAAGAAAUUUGUUGUGAGAAUUAAGAUGCGGAAAAAUAGGUACGGCUAAUUGGUUUCGUUGAGCCUUGUGCGAUUCUGGAAGUUAUUGGAACUCAAUUUUUUAGGCUUCACAACAAUUUUAUAUAUUAAUUUUACACAGCAAAACAUCCAAUUUUCGCGACCUUUAUCAGGCUUGGAACACUUGGACUUUCUUUUUUUAUUACUUUUUCCCACAUAGACAAAAUUGUCCUUGAAACAGAGCAAUGAUUUUGGAAGGUUUCUAAAUUUAAAAAAAAAAGCAGUUUUCAACCCUAGCAUUGUAAAACUGAUGAAGAUGCCGACUCGAACUGAAAAGCAAUUCUCAGGUGACGACGUCGUCGUCGGCUGUACUUCAGCGUGGCGCCGGCGAAGCUUCACUAUCUUUUCUCGCCGAUCAUUCGCUAGCCCUAAUCGCCGUUCUUUUUGUGAGUUUUCAAUAUUUUUUUCCAAUUUUCAUCAAUUCUUCCAAAUUCAGAUGGUUGUCCUGUCCGUGGCUCUCCUCGCCGUCCUGGUUCAGUACAACUGUCAAAAGGAAUCCGCACAGCCCCUUUCCCACACGCCAAGCCAGUGGACCACCUGUAGUACUGGUCAGUUUUCAUUUUUUGAGCUGAAUUUACAAAAAAACAAAACGGCAAAAAGGCAUCUUCCCAUGCCGGGAAUCGAACCCGGGCCGCGUGGGUGAAAACCACGAAUCCUAA